Molecule: messenger RNA, 16461 nt
Organism: Lucilia sericata (common green bottle fly)
Lineage: Eukaryota; Metazoa; Arthropoda; Insecta; Diptera; Calliphoridae
Exons: 6
Coding region: 710-15835 (5041 amino acids)
Molecular function (GO): sequence-specific DNA binding
Source: RefSeq, a predicted model, not a curated record
CCAAAGCGAGUGGUUGUAUUAUUUUCGUGUACGGCAAAUCUGCGUUAAUUUUUUACAAGUGCUUUUUCAAUAAAAAUAAUAACAAAAUAAACCAUAAAAACGCAUUAAAAACAACAUAAAUCUAUUUACAACCCAUAAAUGCUUAAUAAACUAUAAGAAAAUUACAAGAAAUGUGCCGAAAAUGUGAGAUUUUUAAUGGAAAAUUCAAAAGUGAAAAAUUUUUCUAAUUGGGAAGUCAGAUUACAAAGCUUAACACGAACGACGAAGAAGAAAAAAUAUAUGAAAAAGUAGAAGUAGGAAAAAAUAAAAAGAUGUGAAUACAUAAAAGGCACACAAAAAAUGGUAUAUAAAGAGAGUGCAAAAUAAAUAAAUAAAAGGAGAGUGAAAAUGCAAUGAAAAAAUAACAACGUCGGAAAGAGAGAAAGAGUGAGAGUGUUUAUGUUUUGGUUUUUUGGUAAAUAAAUAAAAAACAAAAACAAAGCGGCUGUAAUAAUAAAAAACAACAACAACAAUACGGGCAAAAAGUAGUGACAGCCGAGUGUUUGUUUAUAUUUUGAUUUGAUUUCGCCGGUUUGUUGUUUGUUUAUUUUUCCUGUUUUUUCAUUCUUUCACUUAAAAGUAAAUGUACUCGUGCGUGUGUUUAUGUGCGUAAAUUACCAAGAAAUUUUGUGUUUACAUUUGUGUUGUUGUUGCAUUUAAUGUUUACAAAAUGUCACAAAAUAAUCAACGUAAACAUUAUCAUAUACAUGCUCCCUAUCAACACCCCCAGCAGCAACAACAGGCUCAACAACAUCAUCAUCCGCAUCACUUGACUGCGGCACAGCAGCAGCAGCAGCAACAUCAUCAUCAGCAACAACAGCAGCAAUGGUACGCGCCACAACAUUAUCAACAUGGUCUUCAUUUAAGAGAUUCGCGCCAUAUUCAGCAUCCAUCUGCUCAACAUCCUCAUCAUCAUUCCCAUCAUGUUCCACACCAGCAACAGCAGCAGCCGCACCAUCAAGCUCAACAUCACAGCCAUUCGAUGGCUCCUCAUAUGUUUACAAGUGGUUAUGUUGCAGGAGGAGUUGGUGGAGGGGGUGGGGUAGGUGGUGUUAGUAGUUCAGGUGGUGGUGGGGUUACAGUGCCGAGUUCACCACACAAUACAGCAACAAUGGGCAGUACACACAACAUGCCGGUUUCUUCUUCCCCUGCACAUCAUUAUUCUUCUGCUGCUGCUUUGACUGGUUCGAGUGCGAGUGUUGUUGGUGCUGGCAUUAGUGGGGGUGCUGCGCCAAGCAAUGCACCAACAGCUAAUAGUGGUGCUGGUGGUGCCUAUGCAGCUCGUAACAGAAUCUUUGACCUUGAAUUGUUAGCAACACAAUCAACAGCACAACAACAUGCUCACAGUAGUAGUGCAGCAGCACAUUCCCACUCUAUGUUAUCAACAGCCGCCGGCAGUUCAAGUGUUCGAUCAGCAGCAGGUUUUGAUGCCUAUUCUCACAAUUCUUUAUAUUCUCAACCCAAUCAACGCCAUCAUUCUUCGCCUGCCUCCUCUUCACAUCAUCAUUUAGCUGCUGCCUCGCAUUCUCUGCAUCCUCAUCAUUCCCAUCAUCAUCACCAUGCACCAACGUCGACUCAUCAUCCACAUCAAACGUCUCUUCAUCAGCAUCAUCAGGCUCAUCACCAUCACCAGCAGCAGCAUCAACAACAACAACAUUAUUAUCAUCAUGCUCCACCAACUUCGCUCCAUCGGUCACAUUCACAAGUUAUACCCCCCAUGUUACAACAUAUUAAAUCUGAGCCAGUAGAGCAAAUAACCGUAACACCGUCUAUACAAACCGAGGAAAUCAUCAUAAAAUCUGAACCUGUGGAUGAUAUGAGUAGUAGUUAUCACAAAAGUGCGCCACAAAUUGAAAACAAUUCUUCUUUUCACAUGGAAGAAAAACGUAAACAAUAUGAACUGCAAAAACAGCAACAACAACAGCUACAUCAACAACAGCAGCAACAACGUACUCAACAACAGAUUUUACAUGAGCAACAACUACAUCAUCAACACCAGCAGCAACAACAACAGCAAAUAAAGCAAGAACCUCAUGAUUAUCCACAACAUCAGAGUGAAAAUACUCAUAAUGAAGAUGUUUCCCAACAAACACAACAAUGUUUAAAUUCCGAGAAUUCUACUACUACGUUACUACCAGUAGAGCAAAAACCACAGAAACAAGAACAACAACAACAGCAACAACCAGAACAACAGCAUCAGCAAAUAUCCUUGGCUAAUAUAAAAACAGAAGCAAAGCCCCUUAACUUUCCUCGUCGCAAAUUACAAACAGAACGUUCCUCAACUCUGCCCAUAUGCCAACGAUGUAAACAAGUUUUUUUAAAACGUCAAAACUAUACACAACAUGUUGCUCAAUCCAGUUGCAAUAUUGUUGAAUACGAUUUUAAAUGCUCCGUAUGUCCCAUGUCCUUUAUGUCUAAUGAGGAGCUGCAGACACAUGAGCAAUUACAUCGUUCACAUAGAUAUUUUUGUCAGAAAUAUUGCGGGAAAUUCUAUGAAACCAUCGAAGAGUGUGAACAACAUGAAUACGGACAGCAUGAAUAUGAAAUGUUUAAAUGUAAUAUAUGCUGUAUAAGUGUAACACAACGCGAUCAAUUAUUUGUCCAUCUAAAUGAGCAUAAAUACCAGCCACGCUUCGAUUGCUGUAUCUGUCGUUUAUGUUUUCAAACUUCAUUGGAACUGCAUGAUCACUACAUAAACAAUGAAGAUUUCUGUGGAAAAUUUUACGAUAAAGAAGCCUUUAAAAAACCAAUUACCUCGUCGUCAACGUCCUCCACGUCAACAACACCUUAUCUGGGAAAACCGGAAAGUUCGAAUUUGGAAAUAGCUCAUACGUUCUCCUUAAAAGAUAUACCUCCGGCUAAUAGUCAGCAUUUGGAAGCUUUAUAUAAUAAACCUUCCUCUACAAAAACUUCCAUGGAAGCAGCUAAUUCGUUUAAUGCCUCUAAUGAUUUUCCUUUGGAGCCACAGGUAGAGGUAAAAACAGAAAUUAAAGUAGAACCUGACUUUUAUCCACCCAUGGAUCAAUCAGAUUUUACGGCUUAUGACAAUGAUUAUCCUCCUGCCGAUUAUGCAGCAGGCUCCAAUCCAAAUUUAGCAUUUCUACAGGAUUUUCAAGAUAAUGCUUCCAGCUCUACUAAUUCAUCGUAUUCCUUUAAUAAUAACGAUGCCAUACAAGAUGAAGAUGCCAUUUGUUGUGUACCCAAGUGUGGGGUACGUAAAUUCUCUUCGCCUUCCUUACAAUUCUUUGGUUUUCCAAGAGAUGAAAAGUAUUUAGCACAAUGGUUGCAUAAUCUGAAAAUGAUCUAUGAUCCUAAUGUUAAUUAUGGUUUAUAUCGUAUUUGUAGUUUACAUUUUCCCAAACGUUGUAUAGCUAAGUAUUCCUUAAGUUAUUGGGCAGUGCCCACUUUCAAUUUGGGUCACGAUGAUGUGGGUAAUUUAUAUCAGAAUAGAGAAAGUUCGGGGGGGUUUCCGGCCGGUGAAAUGGCCAAGUGUAGUAUGCCGGGUUGUCCUUCGCAGCGUGGCGAAACUAAUGUAAAAUUUCAUGUAUUUCCACGCGAUUUGAAAACCUUGAUUAAAUGGUGUCAAAAUUCCCGUUUGCCGGUUCAUAGUAAAGAUAAUAGAUUUUUCUGUUCGCGCCAUUUUGAGGAGAAAUGUUUUGGCAAGUUUCGUUUAAAACCCUGGGCCAUACCCACCCUCAAUCUGGGCACGGUUUAUGGUAAAAUACACGAUAAUCCGAAUAUCUAUCAAGAGGAAAAGAAAUGUUUUUUGCCCUUCUGUCGCCGCAGCAGAUCGUAUGAUUGUAAUUUAUCUUUGUACAGAUUUCCACGCGAUGAAACUUUGCUGAGACGUUGGUGUUAUAAUUUGCGCUUAGAUCCCAAUAUGUAUAGAGGUAAAAAUCAUAAAAUAUGUUCUUCUCAUUUCAUUAAAGAGGCUUUAGGCUUGAGGAAACUUAAUCCUGGCGCAGUGCCUACUUUAAAUUUGGGACAUAAUGAUAGAUUUAAUAUUUACGAAAAUGAACUUUACACACCACCACCACCGCCUCCGCCACCACAACCCUCCACCUCGUCUAAGGCUCAUAAAUAUGCUGAAAUGUUUAAACAGGAAAUGGCUGGAUCAUCACAUAUCUAUGAUGGUGUUUUUAUGAAUGCCUCAUCCAUGGUGCAGAAAUAUUCGGCCUCUGCUGCUGCAAACUCUAAUAAUUCCAAUAAUUUAGAUUUGGGCGACGUUUGUCUAGUGCCCUCCUGUAAACGUACCCGCCAUUCAGCUGAUAUAACUCUGCAUACGGUUCCCAAGCGGCCGGAACAGCUGAAGAAAUGGUGCCACAAUUUGAAAAUGGAUUUGGUUAAAAUGCAUAAAAGUGUUAGAAUCUGCAGUGCUCAUUUUGAAAAGUAUUGCAUAGGCGGCUGUAUGAGACCCUUUGCUGUACCUACUCUAGAGUUGGGUCACGAUGACACCAAUAUCUAUCGCAAUCCGGAUGUUAUUAAGAAACUUAAUAUACGCGAAACUUGCUGCAUACAAUCGUGCAAAAGAAAUCGUGAUCGUGAUCAUGCUAAUCUGCAUAGAUUCCCCACACACCCUGAAUUGCUGCAGAAGUGGUGUGAGAAUCUGCAGAAACCCAUUCCGGAUGGUACGAAACUCUUUAAUGAUGCUGUCUGCGAGAUACAUUUCGAAGAUCGCUGUUUGCGCAAUAAACGUUUGGAAAAAUGGGCCAUACCCACUUUAAAUUUAGGCUGGGAUGAGGCACCUCAUGCUCUACCCUCUGAAGAGGAGAUUAAUGAGAAUUGGGUUAAGCCUUUUGCCCCCAAUAAUGGCGAUGAGCAAGGUGAAUGCUGUGUAGUCAGCUGUAAACGUAAUCCCCAAAUUGAUGAUGUCAAAUUAUAUAGACCACCCGAGGAUGCUGAGCAAUUGGUUAAAUGGGCUCAUAACUUACAGGUGGAUGUGGCAGAAUUGCCCAAUAUGAAGAUUUGUAAUUUACAUUUCGAACAGCAUUGUAUAGGCAAACGUUUGCUUAACUGGGCCAUGCCUACUCUCAAUUUGGGCGCUAAAGUAGAGCAUCUUUUCGAAAAUCCACCGCCCAUGCCCACCAUCUAUAAAAAGAAAAUCAAACCGGAGAGGUUAAUCAGCAGUCAAGAAGCCAUUAAAUGGUCACCACGCUGUUGCCUGCCGCAUUGUCGUAAAAUGCGCUCGGUAGAUAAGGUUCACCUGUUUCGUUUUCCCUACAAUAACCGCCAGACUUUGGCGAAAUGGUGUCACAAUUUACAGUUACCCCUGGUGGGUAGUUCUCAUCGACGCAUCUGCUCCAGCCACUUUGAAUCCUCGGUAUUAACCAAACGUUGUCCCAUGUCGUUGGCUGUACCCACUCUCGAUUUAAAUGCUCCUCCCGGCUAUAAAAUCUAUCAAAAUCCUGCCCGUUUAAAACAAAUCAAAAUGGGUACUCAAAGAAAAUGCAUCAUAGAGUCAUGUGGUAAAACAAAACUAGAUGGUGUUUCACUCUUCCGUUUCCCUAACAAUCGCUCCAUAUUAUAUAAAUGGCGUCAUAACAUCAAAAAUUGGCCUAAGGGCAAAUUAAGCUCUCAGCUAAGAAUCUGUGCCGAACAUUUUGAGCCUCAUUCGGUGGGCGAAAGAAAACUAUCCCCUGGAGCUAUACCCACUUUGAAACUGGGACACGAAGCUAAAGAUUUAUAUCCCAAUGAGACCAGAUCUUUCUUUGAUCUAGAGAAAUGUGUGGUUAAUGGCUGUGAUUCGCGCAAAGAUAUGGAAGACAUAAGACUUUUCCGUUUUCCCCGUGAUGACGAUGUUUUACUUAAGAAAUGGUGUAAUAAUCUUAAAAUGGAACCCAAUGAUUGUGUGGGCAUUAAGAUAUGCAGCAAGCAUUUCGAACCGGAAUGUAUAGGACCACGCCAGCUAUAUAAAUGGGGUAUACCCACCUUAAAGCUGGGACACCGAGAAGAUGAUUUAGUGGAUAUAAUACCCAAUCCACCGCCCGAACAAAGAGCCGGAGAAUUCCUCUUCAAAUGUUGUGUACCCACCUGCGGUAAAACGCGCAAAUAUGAUGAAGCUCAAAUGAAUAGUUUCCCCAAGAAUUUGAAAUUAUUCCGCAAAUGGAAACAUAACCUAAAAUUAGAUUAUCUCAAUUUCAAGGAAAGAGAAAAAUAUAAAAUCUGCAAUGAUCAUUUCGAGGCGGUGUGUGUGGGUAAAACUAGAUUAAACUUUGGAGCUUUACCCACUUUGAAUUUGGGCCACGAUGAUGUAGAUGACUUGUAUCAAAUCAAUCCCGAUAGAAUAAGACCAAAUUUGUUUAUAAAACAAAAGGAUGCCGAAAGACUAGAGAGACGACGCAUUUUAAGGGAGGAGAAUAGAGAGCAAUAUGAGUGUGAGGAACCAGAGGAAGAUAACACAGAUCCUUUAAGUCUAGAGCCAGGAGAUAUCAAAUGUUGUAUCUCAGACUGUUCUGCACCCAAAAGCAUAAUGCGUGAACCCUAUGAAUUGCCGCAAACCAAAGAAUUUAAACAAUUAUGGAUAAAGGAAUUGGGAGAAACGGAUGAAGAGGACUUACCCAGUGAAGCUAGAAUCUGUGGCCUACAUUUCCAAACCCUAUUCAGCCAACUUAAAGCCGAAAUGAUGGAAUUAGCAGAGGAAAAUACCGAUUUGAAAUCCGAUUUUCAGAAACUACAAUAUAAUUAUCAAAAGUCUAACAUAUCUUUGGUGGUCAAUAGCUAUCAAUGUCGUGUGGCCGACUGUCCCACCAAUCUCUUAAACUCCUCUAUAAGACUGUUUUUCUUUCCGUAUGGCAAAAAUUUGGUUAAUAAAUGGUCUCACAAUACCGGCAUAAUACCCGAUGAACAUCGCCGCUAUAUGAAUAAAGUAUGCGCCUUGCAUUUUGAAUCCUAUUGUAUAACCGAAAACCAAAGAUUAAGAUCUUGGGCCAUACCCACCUUAAAUUUACCUUUAGCGGAAGAUAAACAUUUGUAUAAAAACCCUGAUCUUACUAAACUAGAUCGACGAAUGUUGGGACCUCAAAUUGUUAAAUGUGCGGUGAAAAAUUGCAGCUAUCAAAAAUCUUCGGAAGAUGAUACCAUUAAACUCUUUAAUUUUCCCUGUGAUGAUAAGUUACUAAAGAAAUGGUGUGAUAAUUUAAAAAUGUCUCAUCAUUUUACACCUCUAUUGAAAAUUUGCUCUUUGCAUUUUGAAAAACAAUGCUUUGGCAGCUGUCGCAUACGUUCUUGGGCCAUACCCACUUUGAAUCUGGGUCAUGACGAGGCUCCUGAGCAUCUCAAUAAAACCACUAUACGUCAAGAGUUGUUUGAGGCUCCCGAACAGAUAGCCGACAUACAAUUGAAACAGGUUAAGAUCAAAAAGUCUUUGGACAGCGCUAAAUGCUAUAUAGCCAGCUGCCGCAAGUCUAGAUUGAAACAUGGUGUACGUUUCUACAGUUUGCCCAGCAAUCCCAAGAUGAAACGUAAAUGGCUGCAUAAUUUACAAAUUUCCCAAAUGAAAUCCUCGCAUAAAUUGCAAAAUGUUAAAAUUUGCAAUCAUCAUUUUCACAAAAGAUGUCUGGAGGGCAAACAACUGAAAGCCUGGGCUGUGCCCACCAUGCAUUUAGGUCACACGGAUGCUAUUUUCGACAAUCCACGCAAAGUACAAUCUCUGCAAAUACAACGUUGUGUGCUGGUGCACUGUAAAAAUCAUACGGUGGCGCAAGGAGUGCGUUUAUUUGUGUUUCCCAAAUCACCGGAAUUUCUGGAGAAAUGGUCGAAAAAUUUGAAACUAGAACUGGAGAAAUGUAAAGGCAAAAUAUGUCAUGAACAUUUUGAAAAGGAGGUUAUAGGAGAAAAGAAAUUGAAAAAUGGAGCAGUGCCUACUUUAAAUUUGGGCCAUGAGGAUGUGGAUAUAUACGAUAAUAAGGAAUUAAAAGAGAAAAUUAAAUUGAAAUCCAGGGAACAGGAAGUAAAAGUAGAUCCUUUAGAAACAAAAGAAAACACAGAAGAAUUGUACGAAGAGGAAUAUGAGCCACAUUCCGGGGAGGAAGAGGAAGAGGAGGAAGAAGAUGAAGAAUUAUGCGAAACCGAAAUAGAAGAGGAAGAACGGGAGGAAGAGGUGGAAGAGGAGGAAGAAGAGGAGUUGGAGGAGGAAGAAGAAGUGGUCUACUAUGAUGAGCAAGAGGAGGAAGAAGAUGUACUAGAAGAACAGGAAAGUAAUAGCAAACGACCACAAGAAGAUGAUGAAUUGAGUGUUACCACUAGCAUAACCGAUUGGAGUUCUAUUAAAUUUAAAGAGGUAAGAGUCUCCAUAACACCUUUAACACCCGAAGACUUAAUGGAUUUAUGUUCUCGUUCCUCAUAUGAAAGAGAAUUUGGCUGCUUAACACCAGCCAGUAGUUUAAGAGGACGUAGAUCUAUAACCCCCGCUUCUAGUUUAAAGGAAUUGCGUUCCGAAACUCCUGAACAAAAGCCCAAUAGCGGACAACUUAAGUUAAGAUCCGAAACACCGGAUAAUAAAUCAUUCUUUGGUUUUAGAGAACCACGUUCGGUCACACCCGAUCAAAAAGCUGAACAACUAAGAGCAACUCAAACUCCCGAACCUAAACUAGAAAAACUAAACGAUAACCAUAAUGAAACUAAAACUAACUCUACUGUAAACCCCUUAAAGAGAGACAAUACAGAAUCGAACAGUUUUAGUGUUAAACGUGAAAGAUUGGAAUUGUCAGAAGAUGAAAACACCAAUACUUCUUUGCCCUUAGAAAUGGAUUAUGCUAAUAGCACUAAUCUUAGAACCGAUAAAGCCCUUAAUGCAGUAGCUCCUAUUUGUUGUCUAAAACACUGUGGUAAGGAGAAAACCCCGGAACAACACUUAACCACUUAUGGAUUUCCUAAAGAUCCUCAGUUAUUGCAGAAAUGGUGUGAUAAUCUAGGCUUACAGCCCGAAGAAUGUAUCGGACGUGUUUGUAUAGAUCAUUUUGAAUUGCGUGUCAUAGGCACCCGAAGACUAAGACAAGGAGCAGUGCCUACUUUGAAUCUAGGACCUAAUCGCCAGGCAAAACACUCUAAUUCAGAGGAAAUGCCGCCAAAGAAAACGGUAACCAAGGAUUGUACGGAAACAGUUAACCUGCCAGAAGCUGACAGCAAUCUAAAGCCUCCACCGCCCUAUAAGCAUAGUAAAACCAGCAAGCAAUCGGUUUUUCGGCUAUGUUGCCUCAAACAUUGUCGACGCAAGAAAUUUGUAAAACAGGAGAAGAAAGAGAAGGACUUGGCGAAGGAGCCAAUGGAGCAGCUAUUUAAAUUUCCCACUGAUGAGACUAUGCUAAAGAAAUGGUAUAAAAACCUAAGAUUACCCGAAAAGCUAAGCAUACCCAACGAUUUACAGAUUUGCGCAAAACAUUUCGAAAGCAAUUGUAUCAUAAAAGGCAAAUUACAUCCCAAGGCUGUACCUACCCUAGAGCUAAGCUAUGCUAAUCGUGAGCCUAUUUACAAAAAUAAUCCCAAGGAUUUUGAGACUGUUAAGCACAAAACGCCAGCAAAAGAAAAAUGUUUUCUUAAGCACUGUGGUAAUGUUAAUACGGAAAGGAUUUUCCUAAUACCCUUUUUGGAUAACGAAAGUAUGAGUGUUAAGAAAUGGUGUAAAAACUUAAGACUCCCUUACGAUAGAAGUAAACUAAAGAAAUUGAAAAUCUGCAGUGAACAUUUUGAACCGUAUGUGUUCUACAAAAGACGGCAUUUAAGAAACGGAGCUUUACCCACUUUGAAUCUAGGGCAUACGGGAGCCAUAACACGCAAUUGUCGCAAGUUGCGCUUGAAAAGGGUUAAUAGCAAUAGUGUUAAGGAACAAUGUUGCAUUGAGCAGUGCAAGGAAACGAACUUGAAGUUGUAUGCUUUUCCGCGAAGUUUCGAAUUGCGUAAAAUCUGGUGCAACAAUUUGCAAAUAGAAUUGAGACAGGCUUUAAAUAACCACUAUAAAGUUUGUAGCAAACAUUUUGGCAUCGAAAGUUUCAUGGUGGGUUCGGAUAAUUUGAAAAUUAAUGCUGUACCUGUUUUGAAUUUGGGCAUUAAAACCGAGAGUCAUUUAGUGUUGAGCUCUAAUACUCAAGAAAGUAAAUGUCUAGUGGAGAAUUGUCAAAAGACGCCGAGUGUGGAUAAGGUGAAGCUAUUCAAAAUGCCACAAAAACCUGAGAUACUUAAGAAAUGGCUGUUUAAUUUGAAUUUAUCGGCCGAGACUUACAAUAGCCAGGAUGUUAUCUGCAGUAAGCAUUUCGAUAAGAGUUGUAUCAAACAAGGGAUACUACAUGAGAAUGCCAUACCCACCAAAUUCCUGGAGAUAGCCUCCAAAGACUGGUUCUACAAAAACAAUGAGGAAUUGUAUGAAAUGCCACGAAAAUGCUGUGUUUUGAAUUGCCAGCAAACAUCGGAAGAAGCUAAACAUUUGUAUAGAUUUCCCAAGCACAAAGAGGAUUUGGAGAAAUGGUUGUAUAAUUUGAAAUUACAGGUAGAAGAGUCCGAGGUUAAAGAUCUACGUGUAUGCGAUAGACAUUUCGAGCAGAGCUGUAAGAUAUCCAAUAAGGAUUUAAUAACUCAAGCUUUACCCACCCUCAACUUGGGUCACACGGACUCGGAUAUUUAUGGCAAUAAUUUUAUAAAAUGUUGUCUGGAUAAUUGCACCAUCGAGGGUUUCUACUAUCACAAAUUACCCGAAGAUUUAAUGUUGCAAAGUUUUUGGUUUCAGGAACUGGAAAUGGAAACUACUUUUAAUACCUCGCUAUACAUCUGUUCCGUACAUUUUGUGGCCUUUUUCGAAAGAAUCUUGGAAAAAUAUAGCGCCUUUCUUAAAGAAUCCAAGGAAUAUGUUAAGUUGUCGGUAACCUAUAAUGAGCUUAAAGCUUUACCUGGUCUACAAAGCUACAAAUGUAAUAUACCCAAAUGUAAUUCCGGUUUCAAACUAAUAUGGAAGUUGUUGAAAUUUCCCAAAGAUCAAACUUUAUUCAAUAAAUGGCUGCAUAAUACCGGUUUAAAAUUUGACUAUGAUCAGCGCAACAAUUAUCGCAUAUGUGCCCAACACUUUGAGGAAAGAUGUUUAAGUGAGAAAAAGUUACAUCGUUGGUCUUUGCCCACCCUAAAGUUGCCUUUCAACAAUAGUUUAUAUGUCAAUCCACCCGAAGCUUUACCCUCUCAUCAUGAAAAUCUUAAACACUGCUGUGUAUCCAAUUGUCCAACCGUUAAGGGUCCAUUUUAUAAGUUUCCCCUUAAGCUAGCAGAAGCCAAGAAAUGGAUACAUAAUUUGGAUUUGGGCACACAACAAUGUACUUUAAAUUUAAGAGUCUGUUAUAAACAUUUCGAGAACUAUUGCUUUUCCAAGGCAGUGGAUAAAAUUAAACCUUUAAAAUCCUGGUCAGUGCCUACUUUAAAGCUGAAACGCAAAACCGAACUUUAUCUCAAUCCAGCCGAUAAGAUAGCCUAUUAUGUUUGCUGUAUAAACAGCUGUAAGCAGAUUUUAAAUAAAUCCAAAGAAAUCUAUUUAUAUAAAUUCCCCUCCAGCAAUACUUUGACACAAAAAUGGUUACACAAUUUAGGCCUUAACCGAACGCAAUACCAGGAAACUAUGAGAAUUUGUUCGGAUCAUUUUGAAAGGGAUUGUUUUUAUAAAGGUUAUAAGUUAUUGCGUAAAUACUCCGUGCCCACUCUGUGUCUAAAUAAACCGCCCAAGGAUCUUCAUACCAAUCCCGUAAGACGUGCCUAUUUAAAGUGUUGUGUUAAAUUGUGUAAAGGUCCUUGGGAUCAAUUGUUUAACUUUCCCAAAGAUAAAACUUUAUUAAGGAAAUGGUGCCAUAAUUUGCAAUUGGAAAAGGAAAUUCCCAUGGAGUCUUUAAGAGAGGCCAAGUUAUGUGGUCAACACUUUGAAAAGGAAUGUUUCAAUAGAUUUGGUUUAAUUAGAGCCAUGGCUUUGCCUACUCUCAAAUUGGGACAUCGUAAAAAGCUUUUCAAAAAUCCUAAUUUUAAUGGAAAAUCAAAGAUUAAAGAGGAACUUAAAGAAGAGGGAAUGACAGAGGAGAAAGUAACACCUAAGGCUAAAGAGGAGACAGAAGAAAAGCAACAGCAGGAUUUGGAGGUCAACAAGGAGUUAGAUAUUAAGUUAGACACUGAGAAAGUGGAGUCAAAAUCUUUCAGAGCGAAAGCUUUAAGGCCUUUGCAACAUUUAAGAAAACCCGAUAAACUUAUCAAUCGUUACGAUCCCAAGGCCAAAACUCUAAGAAAGAAAGCUUUAAGUAUGAAAGCUAAAAUAACAAAAGUUGUAAAAACAAAACCUUUAACCAAGAAAGCUAAAGAGAAGGAAACUUUAAGAGAAAAGAAAGAGGCAAAAGAACAAGAAAUUAACAAUUUGGUAGAAGAAGUAGGUAAAGAUAAGGAAGGUAAUUUAGAUGAAGUUAAGCAGCUGGAAAAUUGUGGAGUUGUGCCGGACAUUCAACAGCAAGAUGAUGCUUAUUUGGAAAAUUUAUUGGAAAUUUUAACAGAGACCGAUAAUGCUACAGAUUCAAGGGAAAUUAAGGAACAAAUAAAGCAGGAACAGGGAAAUGAAACUCCACAGAAAUUGCUAAAUAUAAUAACAGAAACUGAGGUUGAACUAACUUCUAGGAAAGCUAAGGAAGAGAACCAAGAGCAGCUUACUGCACAAGAAGUUUCAAAGCAAUCUGAAGACUAUUUGCAGAGUAAUCAAGAACAGGAAAAUACUUUUACUAUAUAUGAAAUUAAACAGGAAUUGGAGGAGUUUAAGGAACAAGAUAGUUAUCAGACACAAGAACAAUAUCUAGAGCAGAACAAAAAUCCCGAGCAAAAUGAUAAUUUAGACUACAGUCAAGAUAGUUUUACCAACGAACAACUCUAUCCCUAUGAAGACUCACAAGAUGAUUAUCUACAAGCACGACCGGAUUAUGAACCAAGUGAUCAUAGUGAAAAUGAAUUAAUGGAUCCAGAAAUAACAGAAGAACCAGACAAACUACCAAACAGCAAAGGUAAAAACCCUAUAGGUUGCUGCAUAAAAACCUGUCGCAACUAUCAUAAAUAUCAGGAUCAUAUACCGCUCUUCAAACUACCUAAUAUACGCAAAUUACGAGAACAAUGGCUGGUCAAUUGUAAACUCAAUCAAAGACAGUGUAGCGCAAAAGGGGCUUUAAGACGUUUUCGAAUUUGCAUAGAACACUUUCACAAACAAUGUCUGAAAAACCAUUAUCGUUUACUGAUAGGAGCAGUGCCUACCCUAAAGCUGGGUUCACCCGCUAUACAUCAAACUAAUGAAUCCCUAAAAUACUAUAGCUAUUUUCGAUGUAGAGUGAAGUGUUGUCAACGUUCUACACAAUAUGAUAAAAUCAAUAGAAUCAAAUUUCCCGAGCAAGCAGAAUUGAAAAGUAAAUGGUGUUACAAUUUAAAUAUCAAAGAGAAUACUUUAAGUGCUAAUGAUUGGAUUUGUCAUAGACAUUUUGAGAGAAAAGCUUUAAUAGAUUGUCGCAAACCCAAACCGGGAAUGCUGCCUACUCUACUUUCAGACAGUUUAGCAAUAAAAGGAAAUGCUGAAGAAGAUCUGGAGGAUAUAGAGAAUACCUCAAAAACUUGCUGUGUUAAAAACUGUGAUGGUUUGGUGGGAGAAUUUUGUAAAAUACCCACCAAAUGUGAGACGGUAUAUAAAAAAUGGUUAGAGAACUUAAAGCUAGAAGAUAAACCAGAGAUUAGGGAAUGCACAUAUGUUUGCCUAAAACAUUUUGAGACCACUUCUUUACAAAACAAAAAAAGAAUUCCACUACUAGGCUCAGUGCCCACUUUAUAUUUAGAGGAAAGUCAUGAGCCAGCAGAAAUUAUAAACACCAAAUGUUCACAUCCUUUGUGUAGGGAAGAGACUUUACAACUAUAUGAUUGGCCUAAUGAGGGUAUCUGUCACAAUAUUUGGUUACAGGUCAACAAAUCCAGUUGGGAAUUAAAACAACAUGAAUUAAACUGGCAACGUCAUACACAAGCCAUUAAAUUUUGUGCUAAACAUUUUAUAAAUCUCUAUGAAAUCAAUCAUAAAAACAUAAAUAGUUGCAAAAUUUUGCAAACAAAUAAUAAAGAAAAUUUAAAACAAAUUUUUGAAAAUCUCAAACCAAAGUCCACUAAACUAUAUAAAGUGAACAGAUAUGAUAAAUGUGUGGUAUCAGGUUGUAAAACAGAUCAUCAAUUUAUGUUGUAUAAAUCUUUAAAACUAUUUCCCUUUCCCAAAACAGAUAUAAGUAAAACCUGGUGCCAUAAUAUUGAUAUGGACUUUAAUACUUUAAAAUCUCUAGCAACAGCAAAAAUCUGUGAAUUACACUUUGACAGCGAAUGUUUUGCACAAAAGAAACUUUUGGAUACGGCAAUACCCACUUUAAAUUUACCUAAAAAAACUAAGCGUAAUGUUUUGCCCUAUAAUCAAGAUGCAACUGGCAAAUGUUGCCUUAAAUCUUGUCCUAAUAAUCAAGGUUUAAAGGAAAAAUCUCUUAAUAGAUUAUAUAAGUUUCCCUUAAACCCUCAAAUGCUUAAAAAAUGGUUACGUCUAACGAAUUGUGCGAAUUAUGAGGUGAAAACUUUGCGUAUUUGUGAUUUACAUUUUGAGAAAUGUGAUUUUAAUAAAAAUAAAACUUUAAAGGAAACAGCUAUACCCAUAUUAUAUUUAGAUGAUCUAGAAACUUCACUCAACUCUCCUCAACCCUCGGCCAUAGAUGAUUUUAUACAGGUCAAACAGGAACUAGAUAAUUCCGAGGAAUGGUGUGAAAACUUAGAUUCCUUAAAUCAUGAUUGCCUGAAUGCAUAUGAAGAAAGUCAAAUAACGGAAACACAAUUAGAGCUCAAGAAAUUUUCCGAAACAGAUAACUAUCCUUUGUUGGAUAUAAAACAGGAAAUUCUUGAAAUCCAAGAAGAAGAACCACUUGAAACUAAUCCCUGCUCGCUCUUUAGCAUACAAAAACUGGAGGGAACGGAAAACUAUGAAUACAACCAGACAAAUCGUUCUCCUCCUCUUAAAACCGAUUUUGUAAUAAGCGACAUUAAAUCUCAAAUCUAUUUAUGUUGUGUACAAAAAUGUACCAAUAAUUCAGAAACCCCAGGUAUACGUCUAUUUACCGAAUUCCCUAACGAUUCGGAAAUAUUUAUAAAAUGGUGUUUUAAUCUAAAAAUAGAUCCUCGCAAUUAUCAGGAAAAUCAAUAUAAUAUAUGUCAACAACAUUUUGAAACGAUAUGCUUUAAUGAACAAGGUCAACUACAACCCUGGUCCGUGCCCACCUUGAAUUUAAAUUUAAAUGAAAAUUCUUUUAUACAUCAAAACGAUAUACCCGAACAUUUGCAAACACCACCCGAACAAUGUAUAGUUUAUGGUUGUAUUAAUCCGCAAAAGCCUCUUUACAAGUUCCCCUAUAAUCCUGAUAUCUCACACAAAUGGUUUGCAAAUUUAAAACUAGACUAUACCGAUUUUCGGGCACAAAAUUAUCGUAUAUGUAAAAGACAUUUCCCGGCACAAUGUUUUGAACACAACGACACUAAUAAACUUAAAACGGAUGCAGUACCCUCUAUUUAUUUGGGGCAUACAGAUAAAAUCUAUUAUUUUAAUACGACCGAGGAAAUACAAUUAGAACAAGAAGGUAUUGCCGCUGCUGCUGCUGGGGCUGGUGGUGCUCUUAGUAAUCAUGAUAAUAGUAGAGGCAGUAGUCAGGAUUCUUUAGCUCGUCUAAUAUCACCGCAUGAUUUAGAAGAUCAUGAUAGUAGUUAUUUUGAAGAUUUUGAAGAGUACUACGGACAAGAGGAAUAAAUUUAAAUAUAUAUUUAUAUACGCUAUAUAAAAGAAAGAAAAAUCAUAAACUUAAUGAAUACAAUAUAAUAGUUUUUAGAAAAUAUAUAUUUAUAACCUAUAAACGCACUUCUCUGACAUCCUACGUGGAAAUAACAUACACAAUUUUAGUGGCAUUUAGAUGAACAAGCACAAAUACUAUAAUUAAUAAAUAGUUUUUGUUUUACAAAUUUAAAAAAAAAAUUAUAUAUAUAAACAAAUUAAUGUAAAAAUCACUCCCUUUUAGCAUGGUCCAUAGCUCGUAGUUCGAAAAAAAUAUUUUGUAAUAACAGUAUUUUAUUUUUUUUUAUUUUAAAACCAAGAAUUUUUAGAGAAACCAGUAUUUUUUAAAAAAAUUUAAAGGUAAAAAACUGAUCUUGCAAGAUCUGUGGGAUUUUGUAGCAGCAAUUAUUUGCAAUACCAUCUCUUUCAACCCGAUUUAAAUUUGUGCUGUUAUUUUUGUGGAAUCUUUUAGAUUCCUUAGGUUAAACUAUAGUCCACAUUAUAAACUAGUUCAGACUAUAGAUAGGGCUAUAGUCCAGACUAUGGACUAGAUUAAAGAGUAGACUAUAGACUAUGCUAUAGAAUAGAUUAUAGAUUAUAAUAGU